AUGGAAGCAGGCGAUCAAGAGGGGAGGAACAUAAGCCAGGAAGUAGACGACGUAAGAGCUAGAAUGAAUACGAUGGAAGAUUUAUUGCGAGCUUUAGCAGUGUCCAUCAAUGCGCAGCAACAGUCAACGACUCAGCCAGGCGGUACCCAAGGGAUGAAUGGGAUGGGAGAUGCAACGAACGAUCUUAAUGGUCAAACUCAUACAAUUCAUAUUGGUGAAGGAUAUCAGUCAAUGGGGAAUGCCGAUGCUGAGGCACACAUACAAGCUGGGACAAAUGAUUUCACCGCGGGACAGGCGACCGGAACCCAGUCUGGGAAUGGUCACAUCUCUGGUCAGAAGGAUAAAAUAAAGGAUGGAUGGAUGGAGAAGAUGGAAGAGAAGAUCAAAGCUAUUCAGGGCCCUAGUGCUUACGGAUCUCUUGGGGUGGAGGAAUUAUGCUCCACGAUGGACGUGAUUAUCCCUAAAGAUUUCAAGGUCCCAGAUUUUUGUAAGUAUGAUGGAAGUACAAACCCAAUUAUCCACUUGAAGACGUACUGCACGAAGAUGGCAAUAUGGUCCAAAGAUGAGGUCUUCCUCGUUAGUUUCUUCCAUGAGAGUUUGGCCGGUCCAGCAUUAGAGUGGUACAUCCAGAUGGAUCAUUCUAAAAUUGCCUGUUGGAAAGACUUGGCAGACGCAUUCAUGAACCAAUAUCGCUUCAACUUAGAUACUGCCCCAACUAGGGAACAGUUAGGGGCUUUGCAAAAGGUGAAUGAUGAAACCUUUAAGCAGUAUGCCCAGAGAUGGAGAGCUCUUGCUGCACAAGUCCAACCUCCGCUGACACUGUCUGAAAUGUGCUCUUAUUUUCUAGGGACUUUAGGAGCUCCAUAUGUUGGAACGAUGGCCGGCGCUGCGUAUCGUGACUUUGCUGAUCUCAUAGCGGCAGGGGAACGAAUUGAGAUAUUGGCCAAGGCUGGAAAGCUGCCAAUGGACUACAGGCAGAGUAGCCCUCCUAAAAAAGGGUUGCAAUCCAAGAAACGAGAAUCUGAAGUAAAUCAUGUCAAACAACAACAAUUUUUUGUUCCUCAAUACCCCAUGCCAAACCCAGUCCACCAAAUACUAUCGUACCAUCCUACCCCGUAUCCCUCUUACCAAACCCCCACAUUCUCUCAGCCGCCGCCACAAAACUUCCCAAAUUUAAGCACUACGCCCACCCCACAUUUUCGUGUAAAUAACAUACCUACCCCAUCACCAUAUGUGCCAACUCGUCCGUCUUAUGCUCCUCGUCCCCCCACACGUCCACAGUAUCGUCCAAAUUACACUCAACCACAGCAAAACUCCCAAAACCAAACCCCUUUUCGUCCCCAAAAUCUUCCACCAUUUCCAAGGCUGUCUAUCUCCAAUACGGAUUUAUUCCAACGUCUGUUUGAUGCUCAUUUGAUCUCGGAAAACCCUGUGCGCCCAAUGCAACCUCCGUUCCCAGCAUGGUAUAAUCCAAAUUCUACUUGUAGAUAUCAUAUGGGAGUGGCAGGACAUUCCAUUGAAGAUUGUGAGGCCUUCAAAACAGCAGUAAGAAAGUUGAUUGCUUGCGGAAGAUUGGAUAUCCAAGAAGAGACUGGGCCUAAUAUUGUCAAUAACCCCAUCCCGAGUCAUGAAGGAAAGAAUCAGGUGAAUGCUAUAGAAACAGAGGAUACCGUGAUAAAGAAAGUUCUGAGUCUGCGUACACCCAUGUCGGGUAUAUGGGAGUGUUUAAAGAAAGCUGGUUAUGACAUCACGGUGCCAGGGCGUUUCAUGAAGGAUGAUGAAAAAUACGAUGAUGAGUCAAGUUGUGCGUACCACAAUGGACACACAGGACAUGAUAUUGAAAACUGCUGGGAUUUCAAAGUCCGAAUCCAAGGCUUGAUCGCAUUGGGUAUCAUACAGGCCAGGCGAAAGAAUGCUUUUCCUGAAGAGGUUAAUAUAGUAGAACGCUUUGUACUUCGGGUGCCACCUAUUAACAAGCAUCCUGUGCCUGAGAAAAUGGUCAUGAAAGUGAAGAAACCAACGCCUUUUUCUUAUAAUGAUACUCAUGCAGUACCGUGGAACUACGAGACAAGUGUUGAAGAAAUUGGAAACACCUCGAGAGCCAAUGUUGAUGAUACUCGCUCGGUGGAAGAAUCAAUGAACACAAUGAGAGUGGGGGAAGUCACGAGAAGCGGGAGAUUCUAUUGCCCGAAAGAACUAGAAAUGAAGAAAAAUGGAAAGGAAGAAGGAGGUGAAGGAAUCAUCAACAAUGAAAAGAAAGAAGGAAAAGAGGAAGAUGAGCUCUUAAAGAUCAUGAAGCAAAGUGAAUACGAUGUGAUGGAACAGUUGAAGAAAACUCCAGCUAGGAUAUCACUUCUGCACUAA
Molecule: messenger RNA, 2364 nt
Organism: Gastrolobium bilobum
Lineage: Eukaryota; Viridiplantae; Streptophyta; Magnoliopsida; Fabales; Fabaceae
Exons: 1
Coding region: 1-2364 (787 amino acids)
Source: RefSeq, a predicted model, not a curated record